Pocillopora meandrina is the source of this 7640-nucleotide messenger RNA. NCBI's taxonomy places the organism in Eukaryota, Metazoa, Cnidaria, Anthozoa, Scleractinia, Pocilloporidae. The record is from the annotation of a GenBank genome assembly.
UGGCGUCGGAAGAGGAAAAUUCUGAAGAUUUAUGAUCAAGGCUUUGGCAUUCAUGCGAAAUUUUCAUCCACCAGAAUAUUUCCUAGUAACCGAGUCAUGAAAGAAAAUGUGCCAAAAUUCUGAGCGAUUUUGUCGUGAUUUUGGAGCUAACGUAAUUAUUUCGAGAAGACGCGAUCAUCACAAACCCGCCGCUGCGGUCGUCGAUCUCGAUGGAACGUUUGAAAGUGCUUCUGUUUGCGUGGCAUUCAUUGACUUUCAACGCACAGCUUUCUCGAGCAGUUGUAGUUGACACCAUAUUUGAACCAGUAUUCUGCCUCUUUGAUUUUUUUGUUCGGAUUUUAGGGCCGGUAAGGAACUAGCUAACUUGUACCUUUGGGACGUGAUGGGAUGGGGAGAGUGCGAUGGGGUUUGGGGGCGGGAGAAACGAGAGAUGUAAGACGCAUCGUGGGAAACUAGAUUGGAUAAACUUUGGGCUAUUUAAUCCUCACACUUUUAAGAUAAGAGUUGACACGGUAGGUUAAUGGUUAAUAAAAGUUAGGAGGGUGUUUAUACAUGUUUAUACAGUGGAAGUGACGCGUAGUUAAGUCCAAAAUUGAUACGUGACGCGUGUAUUUAAAGAAAGGCGAAUUGAGACGAGAUUUGAAGUUUCUCCUUUUAACGCAUCAAAUACUGUUUAAAAUGCAUGUGAUGCAUGAAUUUCUCAAAAAUUUGUGAUUGAAACUUGAACAGAACCUCCCCAUUGCCACCCUCGGCUCUGCCAAGGGUUCCAAAGGAUGUUCAAUUUUGAAACCUCCCCCCCUCCCCUCCUUCUCGUCCUCCUCUUUCCCCCACUUCAGUCCUUCAUUGUUGCAUCUCACUGAGUAUUUUACUCCUACCAAGCAUACACAAUGAGCAUUCAUGAUCACAAUGUUCUUUUGUUUUGUACACUGUUUAUUUCAGGCAUUCCUUUUAGUCGUGAUUGGUCUUACUACGUCUGUGGUGGUGAUCUAUUAUGCAUAUUUGUUGCCUGUUAUCCAAGAGUACAGCACACCUUGGGUUGUCUUUCAUUUAAUAACAGCUCAUUGGCUUUUGAUCAACAUUGUUUUUCAUUAUUUUAAAGUUGUCUUCACGUCACCUGGUCUAGCCCCUCAGGUAAUUGAUAUAAUUAUUAAUUUUAACUCCUGAGAACAGAAUGAGAAUUCUUCCCUUUGGGGUUUUACACAUUUCCUUGUAAAUAAAUUACAAUAAUUUGAGAUGAGAUCAAGAUAAAAACCUCCAUCUGACAAGUUUGAGUAUUCUUGUUACCUGUUUGUUAGAUGAUGUAUAAAUAUUAUAGGGAGAAUUUACAUGUGUAUCACUUCUGGGACUGAAAGAGUUGACACAUUGAUUUAAUUUGUUGAUGCAUGUCUCUCUCUCUCUCCAGCCAUUGAAGUGUUUAUAAAAGUUGUUCACCAUUGGGAACUAUUGUGCAAUGAGACAAUCAAUAUUAAUUCAUUAUCCAGAUGAAGUUUUAACAAAUAUCCAAAGGACUGAAAUUGAAGAUAAAUAUUUUAUUGCACUUAUUUAUCUCUAUUUUUUGGCAGGAAACUAAUUUAGAAGAUCUGAAAAGUGGGAAAUACAGCCUUUGUAAAAAAUGUAAGUCAGAGACCUUCAUUCACUAUAAAAUAGCCAUCUCUUAAUACAAAAUAAUUGACAUAGUGGUCAUGUUCUCACUGGUUGCUAAGUGUGUUUCAAUGAGACUAGCACUGCUAAAUGCAGUUUUAACAUUUCAAGUCUGUGUAUAACUUUAUGAAGUACUUUACUAAAGGAAAAGUCAAAGUCAGAUUCAUUCAUUGCACAGUCAUAUCGAAACAUCAGGGGAUUGUGAGAAUUCUUAAAAGUUCUUUAAACUCAAUAUACAAUCUCAUGGUUGUAUGACUAUCUUAAAUUCUCCUAACUCCCAUUUUGUUUGGAUAAGCCUAUGUUCUCACUGAAAAAGGCCUUUUAAUGAAAACUUGCUCACAACUUCCAAGAUCUGAUUGUUAAUCCUCCCCUCUAGCUGCUAUACAUUUCCUUGUAAAUGAGUUAUGAGAAUUUGGUGUUAGAUCAAGAUAACAACUUCCAUCCUAUAAGUUUUAUUAUUCUCAUGACCUGUUUGCUGGAUGAGGUAUGGAUAUUAUCGGGAGAAGUUACAUGUCAAUCACUUCUGAGAGUUAAAGGAGGUAUGCUUUUUUCUUAACUUAAAAUUGUUAAGAAUUAGGAAUAUAAUUAUGUGGAUAGAGUAGAGUCAUUUAGAGUUAUUACUUCUUUUUUUUUUUGGGCAGAGACUAAUUGGUUUCAAUUAAAUUUAUCAUUAUAUUGAAGGUGUUCGAAUUAAACCACCAAGAUCACACCACUGCUCAAUUUGCAAAAGGUAAGUGAAAAUGAUUUUACCAUGCUCCAGUCAGUUAACUGUCAACUGUUAUAAUUAACCCUUUACACCCUUGCAUCAGUGUGCAUAUACUCCUUUCUGUUUUCCACAAUUUUCCUAACUUAAAGGUGCUAACAAGGAAAAUUUUUAUAACAAUCAAGAGCUUAGCAUCAGUAUGUAUAUUCUCCUUUCUGUUCUCUACACAUUUCCUAACCUAAAAGCGCUAACAAGGAGUAUUUUUGUAACAGUCAUUAAGCUGAUGAUCAUUUCUUUUAAUUAUUAUUGCAAUCUUAAUGUGUGAUUCAGGGGUGAUCUUGUAAGGAGAUAUUAGGUGCUGGUCAAUCUUAGGGGUUAAAGAGUUAAGUAUAUGGAAUGCUUGAAAGUUACCACAACAGCCAAUCAGAGCUAAGGAAAAUACCCUAGAGCCAAUAAGAGCUCAAAGCAAAAACAAGCAAACUGUCUAAAGGGUGGAAAAGGUUGUAGACUGAUUAGUUGAAAGGGACUGAUACUAGUUUUCUGGACCAAUCACAAAGCAAAGUGAAGAAAAACCAAUGCAAUCUUGAAUUGAUAUCAUUUUAAUAAUCAUAUGAUAAUAUGUCAGGACUCAAUUGAAAAUUUUUCUUUACCAGCAGAGCCACCUUAACUACCUCUUUUGUUUCUUUUAUGUAGGUGUGUUUUGAAAAUGGAUCACCAUUGCCGUAUCCUUCAGAUAUGUAUUUCUUUUUUGACAGUGAUAUUGUUUUUGUCAGUAAUACUCAAUAAUAAUGAUAUCAUAAAUCUCUCUUUUUACAAACAAUUAAUUUUGUAGUACUAGGGUAUUUUAACUGCUAGUUAUGAUGGCGCCGAAUUUUAUGGUGAAAUUCAGGAAACCAUAAACAUUGGAAGUGUUCAAAGAAUGGUGAAUUAUGUUUUGAAGAAAAUGCAAAAUAGACAUUUGAGAACAAGCACACUGGAUUGCUUACAGGAACAGCAGCCAGUUUGUGGUUUUGAGGUUUUUCUGCAUGUCCUAAAAGUAACUGCAUCUGUUUUGUACAUGUCAGAAUAAAACUGUGAUUAAUAUUAUCUUGCACCUCAAUUUCUAAUUAUUUUUCCUACAUGUUCACCAAGAUUGCAGCUGCACUUUUUGCUUUUUCCUUGACCUUAUUUGAAAUAAAUUAGCAUGGAUUAAUAACUGUGUGGGCCAUUUCAAUCACAGAUAUUUCAUAUCAUUCUGCUUCUUUAUGUGUCUUGGAACAAUUUAUGUCACUGUUACUUCCAGCAAUCUUUUCAUCAAACACUUUUUCCAUGACUGGGUAAGUUCUCUUUAAUCUUCUUGCAGUUAUUUUGACUCAUUAAAGUUGUUCCACUGCAUGCUUUCUGUUGAGUAGAAUUAAUUACCAUGUAUUCCUAAAGGUGGAGGGCAAUCAUCCCAACUGCAAAACCUUAGAAAAAUUCAAUCAGAACCAAAGACUGCAUGCAAAACCGUCAAAACUGACACAUUUUCACAUCCCAGUUAUCAAAACUCUAAUUGAUCCGAUACAGUCAGUGAAAAGUGGAGUAUACAGAGGUUUCGAGAUCAGUGGAGGUACAUAAUUGCUUCUCAGAUCAAAGAAAAACCAGGACCCAAAUAGGCAAAACCGGAAACCUAUUUAUUAUUUAGUGAUUUUUACAAAAACUGAAAACCAAAUGCUAUAAAUCAGAAAAUCCACAAACUGCAGUGAAGAUCAAAACCAGUUUUUUGGCACAAAAAGCAAAAGGCUGAUCUAAUAAAUAGCCAAAACCACAAAAUAGAAAACUCAAUCCCCCAUCCUAAAGAUACAAAUUCAGCAUUUGUUGAAUACAUGGCAUUACAUUUUAUGAAAGUGUACAUGUAAAAUGUUUUAAAGUGAUAUUGCUGUAUUGAAAUCCUACUGUUGUGAUGGCUUACUCAGUGGUAAAUCAUGAUUUUGUAAAAAAUUAAUAUUUUUUUGCUUCAGAUGAUGUUUAUUCUUAGUGAUGAAUUGAUAUUAUCUUAGCCACAUAAUGAAGACCUGGAGUCAGUUCAUUGACAAUCUAAUGGUAUCUCUGUCAAUGAUACUGUACUCUCUGAUCAGAGAAUUAUUUUGCUCUUCCUCAACUCUCUUGUCUUCUUUUUGUAGAAUUACAAGCUCAUUCCAAGCUCUAAUGUAUCCAAUGGACAAAAUGCCACAUCAUUGUCCUCAAAACCUGUUUUUGAUAAGUUACAUGUAGGUCAUUUAUUAACGUUUCAAACUCAUUACUGGAGUCUUUGCUCACCCCCAACACCCAAAGGGAUUUACUCCCUAUCAGGGGAGGGUUGAGGUGGUAAGGGAAAAGAACCUAGGAGUGAAGUUGUUAUAACAUGAAGGCAGACAUUAUGUAGGCCUUCAUGAUAACUGACCAUUGUUACUAAUUUGCUUGGGAUUAUAGUUAGCUUAUGCACCUUCUGACAGAGAAAUGAAAUUUGAAUGAGGUAUACCUCCUAAAUUUGAAACUGCAGUAAGCUGGUUGCCAUUAUGCAAAUUAUAACACUUGACUGUGAGUGACAAGAUUUUUGAUGUUAGUUGUCAGUGGGCAAUUAACAUGGGAUUGUUAACAUUAAUUUUUCUUUGUGCUUACCAGUGAUUAUCCCUCUAACCUCUAAGGAUGAUUAGUAUAUAAUUUCUCCUUACAAUAUCAUCCCUGAAUCCCUCAUUACGAUCAUGAGAAUAAAGGAAAUGAUCACCAACUGAAGCUCUUGAUUGUUAAACAAAUUCUCCUUGUCACCACCAUAGGAAAUGUAAUGAAAAAACAGUAUGGAGAUUAUGCAUACAGAUAUGAGGGUGUAAAGGUUUAAAUGAUGCUCCUGAAAUUUUUUCUUGCACUUUUGUACACUCAACUUUAGAUCAUGUGCUAGUAGGAUUAUUUAAAUUUGUAAACAAAAGAAUGUAAUACCUUGCGUUAAGGCAAUGUUGCUUCAUCUGGCUGCUGAACCAAAUGUUGAAUUGCUCACAUAAUACUCACAUAAAAAAGAAACAUGCUUGCCCUGCUAUAGAGGAAAAAGUUAAUUUAGUCUUUCUGGUAUCAUAACUGUUCCCAUAACAAUUAGAUCAAGCUUAUGUUUUUGAGUUACCAUGAUGAUCUUUUUCUUCAGCAGAAAAAAUUUAACCAUGAAUCAGAUGGUGUUUCAGAGUCCGAGCACAGUAGUGUUCUGUAUGUUUUUAUACUUUGCUCUACUGUUACUUUGGCGCUUGGAGUACUGACAGGAUGGCACUGUCAUCUUAUUGGCCGUGGGGAAACAUCCAUUGAAUGGCAUUCUAACAUAGAAGAAGCUAGAACUUUUAGGAAACAAGGCUUGGUAAGAGUUACAACUACUGACACUGAGUUUCAAUUUACUUUAAUCUAUCUAUUCUUGAACUAUUUUCAGAGUCAUACUCUGUACCUCAGAGGUAAGAAGAAGAAAAAAAUGAAAUAAAUGUAACCCAAAAAAAGUUUGACAUUAGUCUGAAAAGGAUAUAGAAAAAUUGCACUGUUGUUCAGAGAUACAGAUGUGAAGUAUACCUUGGCUUGAUUUCUUCUUCCCUUGAAAUAUUCCUUAUUCCUUAGUAAAGAAAUAUUUGUUGUGAAUUCAGUGUAAAAAAUAAUUUUGUUAACUUUGUAUUUCAAACUGCAGGUUUUUAGGAAUCCUUAUAACUUUGGCACUUGGAAUAACUGGAGAAUUCUUCUUGGACUUGUUGAAGGAAGGUGUGGUAUAUUUAAUGGCUAAUGUUAGAUAUACUAGGAAUUCAAAACCAGCAUCUGUUUGGGAAAUUUAACAAAUGCCUCAUUCAAGAGGGAAUUAGAAUUUAGCCCUCUAAUGGAUUCCUUUACGAUAUACAUACCUUGUACCAAAUGAGUUCUAGAUCCACAUUGGAAGUUAUACAUACAGACCAAGUUUUUUACACUUGGACUUAUGGUUAAGGCAUGAAAGUGCAGGCCAAAAGUCUGAGCAAAAAAAGGAGGUACCCUAACUUACUGUAGGGGCUGAAAAUAGGAUAUUAAUUUUAUUGUCGGGUUCAGAUUGAGGGGUAAGGUUUUAAUUCCAACUAACUUUUGAAUUCUGCAGGCUAAACAGAGAAAUACAGUCUGCUUAAUUGACCAAUCAUAAUUUAUUGCAUGCACUAACUGAGAGAUAAAGUUCUUAAUGACAUCACUCUUUGAUCUUUCUUUCAGAUCGUGGCUGAGGGUUCUUCUACCUUCAGUGCAUCCCCCUUAUGGUGAUGGACUGACAUGGCCUCCUCCGCCUGAGAGUGCCGCAAGGAGUAAUGUCAGGAAAUUACACAUUGUGUGAAGAUGAAGUGCAAAUCCCUGUUCCCUUACUUUAGAUAUUCUGCCCAAAGAUAUGCAGUUGCAUUAUGUACAGUACCUCCAGUAGCUAUUUUGUAAUUAAGGUCAGUGAGUAUCUAGUGAAUUACAAAUUCACACAUCACUGAAAGUAAUUCAGGAGUAACCUAUUGUCCUACAAGAGACAAUUAAAAAUAACAGGUAUAAUUCUGCUUUAGGUGUUUUUUAGGUGGUUUUUUUAAAAAUUAAUUUACUAUUUAUACAGGGCUUAUUGCAAGUCUCUAAUUGCUUUACAAUAUAAAAGAAAGAGAAGCAAAUAUUUCAAAUAAACAUAAACUGCUUGAAAAUCGUAACUGGCAUGAGGCAGACCAGCUGGCUAUUUAUUUGAACUUGUGGGGACUGAGAACAAAUGUAGUGAGUAGCAGGGAGGAGGACUUGAACUCAGGAUCACUGCACCACAAGUCCAGUGCCCUAACCAACCACUCUGCUUUCUUGUUAGAGACCUCAGCAAAUUAACAAAUAGACUCCAUGUUGCUGUUCAUCUGUUCAGUAAUAGAUCACAAAUGAUGUCAAAAUGUAGUAAAAAAGCAAAAUGUUGUUAGUGGUGACAUCAUCUGUGCAUCUGUCCUCCAUUAGAUCAUAAACAGGAACCAAUGAAAAUGCAGGAAUAAUUCAGCUUUUUAUAUAUUUAAUGGACUAUUUUUCACAGGCAAAUCACCUCUUAUUUAUAAAUAAAUGUAUCAUUUUGUCUUUUUUAAGUUGUGGCUACCGUUUCAUUUUUGUUUUAGUUUCAUUUCCUGUUUUACAUUACGUUUUAUUUCAUGUGACAAUCUCUAGGGGGAUUGCACGUGCUUUGACAUUUUGGAGAGAGUUUCAUCUUCAUGUAGCUGUUUUGGUUUGCAAAACAGUUCUUUAAUGCGAUUGUAAUUGUGAUUGUGAUUGUAAUGUGAUCAUUAUUGUGAUUUCCCUUUUUCUUGUACGUUAUCUUGUAACG